Molecule: messenger RNA, 3231 nt
Organism: Mercenaria mercenaria
Lineage: Eukaryota; Metazoa; Mollusca; Bivalvia; Venerida; Veneridae
Exons: 12
Coding region: 855-3068 (737 amino acids)
Source: RefSeq, a predicted model, not a curated record
CUAAAAUGAACAAGAAGUGUGAAAAUCUCAAAGAUUUUUUGACGUUUUGCUUAUAUUAACAUUAUGACGUUACGGAUUGUCGAUUCAAUUUUAUAUUUUCUAAAGUUCGAGCUCAAUUGAUUUCCGUUUCUGGUGAUUAUCUAGCUUUUAAUUUUGAACCUACAAUUUUAUCGAUAUUCAGCAAAUUUUUCGUCAAAAAAAUGUCGACAAAAUGUAUGGUGUACCAGUUAGGCACGUUGUGUAAGUAUUAGGCAGAUGCAACUGGCACGAGAAUAUAGUGUAAUAGAAUAGUACUUGCAGGUAUAAAAUGCACAACAAUAUACCUUUUCCUACCAAUACAGAGGUAUAACAAACUUUGUAAUUGUGCAAUUUUAUAACUGCUAAAUUUUACUAUUUACUUUCGAUCCAGAUGAUGCGCCAGAAAGUAUGUCAGUAUGAACACGUACUGAUCACGCAUAAUACGUAGUUGUUAUUGCUAUGUACGUGCCAUUCCCCAUUAUGCUUCAUUUUAUACUUUUUUAAAAUUUAUUUUGAAUACUGGUGACUCAUUGUUUACAGUAAAGCCUGUCAUAGUUUUGACACGUCAGGUAUGUCAACAAGUUAUUCAUAUCUAAUGGGUUUCCAGAAGGUUCCAUCACAAAUGCUGAUAAACGGAGUGUUAACAUUAUUCUAAAGUCUAAGUUUUUCUGGGUUAUCCAGAAUCUUCCUUUUUUAUUUUUGGCGAUAGGUGAAAGCGCUGUAUUCUUCCAUGAUGCUUUAGAUAGGGAGCUGUCUGAGGGCAAAAAGAAACUAAAAUCACCUUUUUAAAAUGUGGAUCUAAAAAGCCAUAAAGAACCGGAUUGAGCACGUGGUUUAUGAAAUACAGUCGAAAGAAGAAGAAAUACACUGUCUUCUCGCCUGCACUCAUAUUCAGCAAUAUAUUUUUAGCAAUGAAAGAAAGAAGUGUCAAGUACAGAAUAGUGGUAAAUAUGAACAACACACUCUGUGUGAUAACUAGUGCUACAGUACUGGUUUAUGGACAGACAGACAGUAACUGUACGAGUACAUCUACCACUGGAACGCAUUUCAUGGUUGCCGUGCCGGAAAGUACCAUAAAACCAGACAAAAUAGUGCUUCAUAUCACAUCCACAAACAUGACAAACGUUACCGUGAAAGCCCCAGACAUAUAUUUUGAUCGGACAUUCAGCAUUGUAGACCACAUACAAGUGAACUUAUCAAGUGGAAUAAUGCAUACUAGUUCCGGAACGUCCAAGAAAGGAAUAGAAAUAAAGUGUGACAAGCCAUGCUCUGUUGCUGUGUUACCUCACCAUUCAAACGACGCAGUUGAAGGAUUUCUAGCCUAUCCCGUUAACGCGCUUUCAACUAAAUAUGUUAUAUCAUCAUAUGACCCUAACAGCGGAUCUUCAAGCGAAUUUUUACUAGCAGGAAUAGAAGAUAACACACACGUUGAACUAACUAAACAUUACGGACGAUACAUUGACGGCAAUACUCUUACUUUCAAUAAAUUUAACACAUAUAUGUUUAAAUCAAGAUACGAUCUUAGUGACUCAAUGAUUUCUAGUAGUAAGCCAAUAGCAGUAUUCUCUGCUACUGGAUCGAGUAAAAUUCCAAAUGGUUAUGGAGACUUUCAAUAUAUUGUUGAACAAAUGAUUCCUACAAAGUUUUGGUCGAAGUCCUAUAUCGUACCAGCUCUGUAUCCUAGAGAAGAAUAUCUUUAUCGAAUCUAUAGUGCAGAAAAUGAUACAUCCGUAAUACAACAUCAUGACAAUGCUACAAACACCACUCUUGAUUCAACAACGCAUAUUUCGAAUCUUGCAUCUAAUCCAUCUGUGAUUAUAGCUGACAAACCCAUAAGCGUGAUUCAGUACUGUUAUGAUAGAGAUACAAUGUAUGGGGAUCCUUUCAUGACGACUGUGCAAGCCAUAUCACAGUUCGAAAACACCUACGAAUUUAUCACUGACUUUGACCGCAUGAACACCGGAAUAUGGCCUGUUACCUUAGCUAUAACAGCACUAUCUACUGAUGUAUCAGGGAUACUUCUUGACGGCAGUAACUCUUAUAUUCAUCUCCAUGGCCACAAGGAGCCUGUGCCUCCACCUUUGGACAAUUAUACUGUUAUUUACAUUAAUAUGACCAGCGAAACGUUCGGAAGCUUUCACACCUUGCAUCAUGAAUUCGGAAAACCAUUUGGUGCAACGCUGUACAGUUUACCAGGAACAGCCGCAGGAUAUGGUUAUCCAUUGAAAUUCGCUUUGAAAGACAAAGUUUGUCAAAUGCCUACAACAACAACAACGACGACGACGACGAUGACGACGACGACUACUACUACUACAUCUACUACGGCGGCGACAACGACAACAACACUCGCAAUAACAACAACAACACCAAUUCCAUCAUCCGCUAAAGUGUCAACUACAACAGAGUGGAAUUCAGCUACAGCCUUCUACAUAAACAACAAUACAGGAACCAAUCAAAGUGGAAUUCAGUGCUUCGACUGCCGAGAUAUUCCACACCUCAAAUAUUGUGAUAAAGUCACUACUUGCUCCUUGCAUGAGGUUUGCUACGUAGAGAGUUACACAAAGCCUCAUGGAGAAAAACUGUACCGGUCAGGCUGUAUUCAAAAGGAGAGGUGUAUACCUUUGAGUGGACAAAAUGACUGCCUACAGUGCUGUGAGUCUCAUGACUUUUGCAAUAUGGACGGCUGUGAAGAAGAAGCUCAGGGUUCACUAAGUGGAGGAAACAGGGGACCAUAUUGUUACGACUGUUCUCAUCUAGGAGAAAAUGAAAAAUGUCACUCCGUGCAAAUAUGUCCCUCCGACCAGGUGUGUAUGGUAGAGAAGUAUACAUGGGGUGACAAUGACUUCAACUACGUCAUGGGUUGUAUACGUCCGCACGUAAUUUAUUUUUUAUUUCUUAUUCAAUAUCUUAAGGUUUGCGAAGCCAGGAAACGCUCUAUUGUAGACCGGAAGCUGAAUGUUCGUCACGCGCCUGUGUGUACACAUUGCUGCUCCUCUGAUUUCUGUAACCAGAACUGCACACACCAUUACACACCUGGAAUUAUCGGUUAAAACAACGACUUAUUUUUCCAUUUUAUCUAUGCGCAUUACAGUUUAUCGGACAUUCUUCGACAAUAAACUACUGUGAACUGUCAUUUUAUUUCCUUUGUUUCUGUCUCUAUUCAUAAAAAGUGUAACUUGGAAAUAAAAGAUAUUGAUCAUUUCUUGCAUUAGG